AUGCCAUCCUAUCAGAGAGACCUGUCAUUCAGUACAUUAAUGUGUCUCAAAACAGUUUUAGAAAAAAGAUUAAGAGCUAACGUACUUCAUGUUCGUGAACAAAUGAAACGAUCUGAACCAUCAACUACCAUCUAUCAAAUUGAUUUUAAUUUAACUGUUUGGUUUAAAACACUACCCAUUUGGUUAAGUUCCAUAUUUAAUUUAAAUCAUAUCACUGAUAGCAAAUAUCGUUCAACAGUGACGAUUAAAUCAGAUACAAAUGUUACGAAUAGUGACUAUUAUUCAAUUCUAGUAUUAGAUAUUGGAAAUAAUGAUAUAUUAUCAUCACCAAAUGGUACUGAUCACGACAGUUUACCCUAUUUACACUGGAUGAUGGUUAAUAUUCAUUAUGAGAAAAAUGAUCGUGAUGCCAAUAAUGAAACAAGUUCAAACGAAGUAUCAAUCUACGAAUCACCAGCUAAAGUAAAACAUAAGUACGUUGCACGAUUUUAUAAUCAAAAAUCAGGACGUAUUGUUCGCACAACCAUUAAAUUAGAUGAUUAUACAGGACAGUAUAAAGAAAGUAAUAGAAAAAAAUUUAAAUUAGAGCAAUUUGAACAAAAAUAUGCAUUGGAACUAUUGGCAUUUAUAACAUUCACAAUAAAAGAGACAAGGUAA
Molecule: messenger RNA, 657 nt
Organism: Didymodactylos carnosus
Lineage: Eukaryota; Metazoa; Rotifera; Eurotatoria; Philodinida; Philodinidae
Source: the annotation of a GenBank genome assembly